Molecule: messenger RNA, 5119 nt
Organism: Macrosteles quadrilineatus (aster leafhopper)
Lineage: Eukaryota; Metazoa; Arthropoda; Insecta; Hemiptera; Cicadellidae
Gene: Ac3
Product: adenylate cyclase type 3
Exons: 20
Coding region: 336-3434 (1032 amino acids)
Biological process (GO): adenylate cyclase-activating G protein-coupled receptor signaling pathway; cAMP biosynthetic process; intracellular signal transduction
Cellular component (GO): plasma membrane
Molecular function (GO): adenylate cyclase activity
Source: RefSeq, a predicted model, not a curated record
UGUCAGUCAGUAGUGAGUGAUGUGAGUGUGGCGGGCGCGGUAGGGACACUCACUACAGUGUGUAGAGAGUAAGAAAGUCAGUCAGUAGUGAGCGAUGUGAGUGUGGUGGGUGCGGUAGGGACACUCGCACUACAGUGUUUAGAGAAUAAGUCAGUCAGUAGUGAGUGAUGUGAGUGUGGAGGGCGCGGGUGGGAUCCUCACUACAGUGUGUACUGUAGAGAGUAAGUCAGUUAGUAGUGAGUGAUGUGAGUGUAGCGGGCGCGGGUGGGACGCUCAGUUCCCUGUGCGCUGGCGCUACGCUAUCGACCAGUCGCCAGGUCUGUCUCAGUAGCGGGAUGGAGCGGGCCGACGUCUCCGGCUCCGGCUUCGCGGACCCCUCGCUCGAGCACCUGUACCAGUCCUAUAGCGUGAAGCAGAAACGACCCGCGCUCCAGUGCUUCCUGUUGGCCGCGAUCCUCUACGACGCCUACUGGCUGGUCGUGCCGCAGAGUCAGGACCUCGCCUCGCGAGGUGUCACUCUCGUCUUCCUGCUGCUCAACGUCGGACUCCUCGCGUGGUGUCGCUGGUCGUUGUCCCGGCUGUGGUCGGCUCUCCCCCACCUAGCCUGGCACCUCGCCAAUCUCCAGAUCCUUGUGCAUCUGUUCCUGCAGAAGAACGAGGUUACCGGACGCACCAGUCUAGGAUGGGUGCUCUUGUUGGAUUACCUCCUGUUUGUCUCGUUGCCCCUGAGGCUUCGCUAUUGUGUGAUGCUGUCUCUUGGAACUUGCUCUUCGUACCUGGUGGCGGUGGAGGGAUUGGCAUUGCGGUCGGACACCCACCUGAUACAUCAGACUGUUACGAACAUUCUGCUUCUAGUCACUGCGAAUCUUCUGGGGCUCACCUCCUUCUACAUAGAGGACCGGCAACAGAGGACGGCAUUCCUGGAGACUCGGCAGUGUUUGGAGAUGAAACUUGUGAUAGAAGAACAGUCGGCAGAGCAGGAACGACUACUUCUCUCGGUAUUACCUGAACACGUCGCCGUCAAAAUGAGACAAGAUUUGGGUUCGGCGCUCGACUCUCAAUUUAAGAAGAUCUACAUGAGCAGACACGAAAACGUCAGUAUACUUUACGCAGAUAUCGUAGGAUUUACUGCAAUCUCGUCAACCUACUCAGCCUCUGAACUCGUCAAGAUACUCAACGAGCUGUUUGCCAGAUUUGACAGACUCUCUGAGAGAUACAACCAAUUGAGGAUCAAGAUCCUGGGUGACUGUUACUACUGUAUCAGUGGUGCCCCGAGGGAACGCCCGGACCACGCGGUGCUCAGCGUUCACAUGGGGUUGUCUAUGGUGAAGGCCAUCAAGUAUGUUCAGCAGACGACUAAUUCCCCGGUGGACAUGCGGGUCGGUAUCCACACUGGGGCAGUCCUGGCAGGCGUGCUUGGUCAGAGACAGUGGCAGUUCGAUGUAUACUCCAAGGAUGUCGAGCUAGCCAACAAGAUGGAGAGUAGUGGACUCCCAGGGAGGGUUCACAUAUCAGAGAAGACGUUAAGUUUUCUAAACGGGGAAUUCGAAGUAGAGCCAGCCCUCGGGGAGAAGAGGGAAGAAAUGUUGAGGCUGGCAGGGAUAAAGACGUUCUUCAUAGUAAAAACUCUAAAACCGUUCAGAGGCGAAGUUAGCAAUGGCAACGUGACAGACGAUUACAUUGAAGAUACCAAGAUCGACUCAGCGGGACAAACUCCAGUUGACGAAACGGCCAAAUCCGAAGGUGACUCUGAGGAUUUCAAGAAAAGACUGAGAAAGGACUUAAUGAACAGAGAUGCGCACAGAGAUCUUACGAAGCACACGACCCUGUUCACCCUCUCCUUCAAGGACCCCAAGAAGGAACAUGAGUACGCACAACAUGCAGAGUCCUUCUCUGGAGUCUCCUUACUGGGCUGUCCUCUAGUCCUCCUGUUCACUUCUGUGGCCCAGAUGGUCAUUCUGCCCAGAGAUAUUCUGAGCAUAUUAUCCUUCACAUUGGGUUCCGUUUUCCUGAUAGUAUUUACUACCGUCUCUAUAGCUGAAGCCUUCCCAACGAUGUUCCCAAAACUCCUGGUACAAAUAAGUGAGACGAUGAACAGCUCAAUGUGGGCGAGAAGAUUCGUCGGAAUCUUGGUAGUGUCUGUGCUAGGGGCCGCCAGCAUGGUGGAUGGGGCUUCGUGCACAUCAGCCCCAGUAUUCGUCAACUUCACCAUGCCUGAAGACCCAGCCCAGGAGUGUCUAUAUCCAUCGUACUUCAACUACUUCACAGUGUUGGUACUAGUGGCUGCUUGUCUACCUGCGCAGUUGUCACACCUGGUCAAGACUGUGGUGUUGAUAGCGCUGACUGUGGCGCAAUGUGUUGUCAACAUCACUGUCAUCGCCCCAGCGUUAGACAAUGAGGAGUACAUCAACCAUAGGGACUUCAACAAUAUGACUGCAGGCAAGUUUACGUUGUCUAUUCUCCUCGUUGCAGUAACAAUCGCAUUAGCCUUCCUAGCAAGACAUAUGGAGAAGGCCUCCCGUGUGUUGUUCCUGUGGAAGACAGAGGUGGAGGAGCAGCGGGAGCGAGCCUCUGAUAUCAGGAGACGCAAUGAGGCUCUAGUCUACAACAUCCUGCCUCAGCACGUCGCAGCACACUUCCUCGGCAACAGGAAGCGUCAGCACGAGGAGCUCUACAGCCAGAGCUACGCUGAAGUCGGCGUGCUGUUCGCGUCCAUGCCAAACUUCUCAGAUUUUUACUCUGAAGAAACUGUAAAUAAUCAAGGGCUAGAAUGCCUAAGGUUCUUGAAUGAAGUUAUAUCUGAUUUUGAUGCCUUGCUGGAGCUUCCAAAGUUCCAAGAUAUUAUAAAAAUAAAAACAAUUGGAUCUACUUAUAUGGCUGCUAGCGGACUGAAUCCUUCCAGAAAAGUAAAACCAGAAGAUCCCAUUGAAGUCAGAUGGGCACAUUUGUCUUUACUUGUGGAAUUCGCUUUCGAGCUGAAGAAAGCUUUGCAAAGCAUAAACGAACAAAGUUUCAACCACUUUGUUUUGAAAAUGGGUAUCAACCACGGACCUAUUACUGCUGGAGUGAUCGGUGCUCGCAAACCUCACUAUGACAUCUGGGGGAAUUCUGUAAACGUAGCGUCCAGGAUGGAGAGCACAGGCAAAGCUGGGUGUAUCCAGGUGACCGAGGAGACCUGUGCGAUUCUGCAGAACUUCGGCUAUAUCUUCGAGCAGCGUGGUUUAGUGUCAGUUAAAGGCAAGGGACAACUCAUGACAUAUUACCUGAUAGGCAAAGGCGUCGUUGGUAAUGCCAACCCGGCAUACUCAACAAUGGAAACAGUAAAAGAAGAAGAGGAAGAAGAGGACAUAGCUGCAAACGAUCAGCAAGCUCUUCUGUCAAACGAGGACAAAGCUCCCACACCAACGAUAACGAGGACUGAUUCUGUGCAUUAGUGAUAAACAAUAAAAAGGGACCUAAGACACAUCCUUAAGGUACCCAUGUAAAUAUAUGUAAAUAUUGUACAAUUCGUAAAUAGAUCAUCCUUUAUGAUUCCUCGAACAAUAUACUUUUGAAGUUACCAUGGUCUCUGUUAGGAAGGGACUCAUAAAACAUUUUCGUAAUAAAAAAACUCAUCCUAAAAUUCAACCGCCAUGUUACACUGUAACAAUAAUUUUACAGAACAAUGUGGCUAGGUGGUCAUAACCAGUGAAAUAGUCUAUUUAUGUAAAUUUAGCCAAACAUUUGUCUUAUAAUAUGUAUACAGCUUAAUAACAUGUGUGUAAGCUUUAGUACAAGUAUGUAAGUGUCGACCCGUGUAGAUAAACAAAUCUUCACAUAUCCAAAACCCCCACUCAUCUCAAAGAAAAAAAAACAGGUUAAAGAAACCUUUUUUAUAAAUGAGAUUUCCUGUUUACUACAAGAACUUUAUAGUUUUUUUAGCCUUUAGAUAUAUUUUAACGUGACAUGUCUUGCCAUUGAAUUCAGAAAUCCUGUUUCGAUUUGACUUAUAAUUAAUUCUCUUAUAUUGUUUUCAAAAAUAGUAUUAUCUGUGUAAUAUACAUGUCUUAUCAAAAGAAAUUCAGGAGUUUGCCACUGUUUUCUAAAAGAGGUCUGAGAUUCUCUUUUACAUUUGAUUCUACUAGCGAUAAACACUAACAAAACGAUUAACCAUAUUUUUUAUUAAUAAUCAAUGUGAAAACGUAAACUUAAUCACUAUAAUGAUUGACUGUAAUGAUGAUGCAAAAAUAAACCAACUAGACUUGGGGCAGGGUUUUCAGGUCAUAUCCUGUUUUAACUAUCAUCAUCAUCAUCACACCGUUGUAUAGCGAAGUAGGAUCAAAGUGUGCGGCAAUCGGUAGAGCCGUGUGACCGUUAUUUGAAUUAUAUAAUAUAAUUACCUUGAAACAUUACAGUUAGAGGAACGGAAAUUGAGAUGAGUUUAGUUUCGUUUUAUUAAUAUAUGUAGUUUUUACAUCUUUGUAUAUGACAUGUGAGUCAAAUAAGAAGAUUGCCCUAGUCCAAGCAGUAAAAAAAUUUAUGUUAUCAAUACAAAUUGUAGUCAAACAUUGAUUUUAAAUAUUAAUUUCGGUCUGCUUUUAGCAAUUUCCCCUUAAUAACUUGUAGAAAUACGUAGGUAUACUAGUACUUAAUGUAAGAAAUAACUGUACAUAUAGCUGUAAAUAUAUUUAUAUCUAACAUUUUGUACUAUAUAAUAGUUUAAUUUGUGUAAUUCAUUAUACAUUGUUAUUUAUUGUGUAUCCUUAUUUUUUCUUGUAUUUUUUAAUGAUGAAGAAUAAUAAGAAUAAAUUCACAGUUACGCACGUUUUUCGUAUUUCGAUUUUAAGAUUAUCAUUACUUAUAUGUAUAAAUCUGAAUUGCAUAGUGUCUUAGAUUUUUACUGAUGUUUAGUCCUCAAUUAGAAUUAUUGCGUGUUUUUAAUUAGUUUUAUAAACCAGUAGUCGCAUAUAUAUACCAUUCAUGGGACUACCAUACUCAUUAAAUUGACAAAAUAUGGAAACUUAAAUGUCACCAAAACUUAAUUUCUUUACUCUUUACAUGGCUUGUUUUAGCUAUAAUUUCGAAGGUACAACGUUUAUUUGUAUAAACUUCUUCAUCAAAUUCUCGUUGACUUGUGAAA